AUGUUAAAGAAGGAAAUCCUUGAAAUUGGGAGUUGGACUGUGACCACUUUCAGAUUUCUGUGAUGGCUGGCAAAAAAUUCAAGGUAUAUCACAACUAGAAUUUUCCUCUAUUUGUUUGGCUUCAGUAGCCUCAGACUUAUCCCCAAUACAAAGACGGAAAUAUUACAAUAUCAAGAAAGCCAUUGUCAAGGUUGAUUCAAUAAUAUUAAGGAAUCCUGAUUGACCCCAAAUUAUUUCUGAUUAUCCGUGGUGAUGGGUUGAUAAUCAGUGUAUUUUCCAGUUAGUUAGUAAAAUUUACAUGUAGUACAGUUACAAAAAGAACAAAAUUGUGGUAUUUCUUUGCAUAAAAACUAGAAACUCCAGAAAGUAGAUUUCAUGAUCAAUGUAUUAUUAAUACUUGAAUUCAUAUAAAUCUUUAAUCAUGUUUGAACGAGUUGCCUAAAGAUGUACAUGCUAGAUUGUUGACUUUCGUAACAGACUGAAGGUCCCUUCACAAAUAUUACUUAAAAUAACUGAACAUAACACUUUAUUUACACCAUUCACACAUUAUAUUUCUAGCACAUGCAUUAUUCGUCUUCAAAUAAAAUUUUGUGCAACAAUUUAGCCUUACACAGUUUAUGAGUACAGUAAUGAGGAAAGAGGCUAGGAACAUGGAAUCGAGGGUACUGAUUUGAAUUUUCAAUUCAAUAUGGUGUCUUUAGGUAAUGUCGUAUUUAUUGAUCGUCGCAUUCUUGAUCUCGUUGACACAAAAAUAUUUUCAUUAGCCCUCCUCCUCCCCAUUCCUGCCUCUUCCUUGUUCUAUUUUUUUGUAUUGUUUAGGCGGUUGAUUGCCCUCACCUUCGCCGGCAAUACAUGUUUAAUGAAAGUUUCAGUUUAUAUUUGUAUUGGAUUUCCAGAGUUUAAUAAACCGGCUAUGUGCAAAAUUUCACAUAGCCAUUUUUUCUCCAUCAUGUUGUUUGUAUUGCCUUUUCGAACAGAGCACAGCACAUAUUUCAUUCUGAGUAAGGUUUGCCAUUUUGUGGGUAGAUUGAAGCAUAAAUAUUUUUUCUCUUACUAUUACUAUUUAUUACUACUAACUGGAGCGUAAUUUUGGUGUCUAGAGGCCAAGUAAACUAAAAUCUUGCUGGUCCCUAGUUCUAAUUCUAUUUACUACUAGUAGUUUCCAUUUGUUUUUUUAUCUAUAGAAUAUAAUAUUGUUGUUUGUAAUUACUUUAAUAUUAUUUGCAAUGAUUUUUUGCAUGUAGAACUGUCAGGACAAUCACUGUAUCAGAGCCAGGAAGAAAAAUGGCAGGUUUAACGAUGGAAGGCUUAGUACGUAAUGCGCAUCAGAGACAUUACACAAGUAGAGUCCUUCCUGGUGUGGGCAUCUGUGUUGUAGUAAGUACAUUCUAUCUUAUCAUGUUUUCAAAUCGCGCUAAUUAAUUCACUAGGAAAUGUUUACAAUGUGUGUGUAGUUCCAGAAAAUAGCCAUACCUCCCCACAGAGAGCAACUGAAAUUCUGAGGGGAGGGGGGUCCAAAAGACAGUGAUUUCCAAGGGGGUUGGGAUGCUUACAGUGGUUUUUUUUCCAGUGGGUCUGAGUAAGAUUGGUGAGUUAUUAACAGCUUCUUGGUUGAGCAAGCUAUCAGUUAUUUUACUGUUUAUACCUUUGUUUCAAAACAAGUAUUAUUGUUUACAUUGAUCAUCUUUUACCUAUAAAAUUUACGGUUGGCUAAAUGAUUUUUUCACAGUUCACUAUAGUUUUCUUAAAUACAAUAUUUAUUGUCAUCGGCUCAUGAACAAACUUCCAGUUAUCUAGCUGUUGCUUUAUUACACAUUUGAUUCACUGUAAUUUGGUCAUGUGUUAAGCCUUCUUGUAACAUGUUCUAACUGAAAUGAAGUACUGAAAGUUCACGUGGUGUUUAGUUUGAAAGUAACUGGUUCUUUUGCAGAUGACAUUAUUCGUGUAGUCAGUAGCAUAAUUAAGGUAUCACCUCUAUGGUUAAUUAUUAGCUAAGAACGUCCUUGAGACCAUUAGACACCGUAUACGUAUUAACAUAAAUAAAAAGAUUUUAUCUCAUUUUAUCGCAGAAAAAAUUAUCUUUUGCAUAAUAAAAUAGUGUGGUGGGGGGGGGGGGUGGGGAAAGGGGGGUUUUGAAAAGAACCUUUUGGAAUUUUGGGAAAUUCGAUGAGUUUUAACGGUUUUUUUAAAAUUUUUUUGUGGGCCCAUCCAAUGGUUUUUUUUUUUUUUAAAGGUUUUUUUUUCUUGUUUUGUCUCUUUAAAAUUUUUUAAUUUAUAAUAUUGUUUAAAUACUAAAAAGAAAAUAUGAGAUGUACUCUGAUAGAUUGUUAUAAAAAAAGAUGUUUUCAGAAAACACAAAAACCCUUAUAUUAAAAAAAAAAAAAAAAAAAUUUUUUUUUUUUAUUAAAAAAAAAAAAAUUUUUUUUUUUAAAAAAGAAGGUGGGGGGGGGGGGGGGGGGGGGGUUGGGAAAGGAGGUGUAUGACAAGCACCUUCUGGAAUUUGUGGAAAUUCGAUACAGUUUACAGUGUUUUGAUACAGUUUUUCUGAGUCCAUACCAAUGGUUUUCAUUGUUUUAAAAGUGAUUUUAUCCUUGUCUGAUCACUAUAAAAUUUUUUCUACUGACUGAUUUUGGAUUGAAGUUUGUCAAAGUGUAGUUUUAAGUAAAAUCAGUAUCACUUUGAAAAAUUAAGAAUGAACAAGACUGAAGUAAAAUUAGUAUCCAAAUUGAUGGAAAUGAGAAGUAAAUGACAUUGGUGCAAUCACUGCACUAUAUAAUGACGUCACAAUCUUUUUCUUUUUUUUUUUCGAGUGAAAAGGAUACACUUUAAUAUAAUGCUGUUAUAGCAUGUAAAACACUGUAUGGAACCUAUCUUGCCACACAACCAAAUGUAACAAUAAUAUUAAGAGACAAUUUUUGGUUUGGUGGUUUGCGCUCAUGGUGGUGUGCUUUACAGCUUAGAAAUUCUGCCACACGCUUGUGAAAAGCACAAACAAACUUGAUUUUCUCUUCAGUAUGUUAAUGGUUUUGGAGUGUUACUCAGUUGUGUUAUGUUUCAUUGCUGUCUGACUAAGACAGAGCUAUGGAUCCGAUUUCAGUAAUUAUUUUAAUUUGGUUAAAGUUAUUGUGAUUAAUGCAGUACUACAGUAAAAAUCUGCAUGUAAAAACGUACAUUUUUUGGAGUCUGCCAAAAAGGUUCUUGUAUUUUUGGGUCCUUCUAGUGUAUUGAUAAUUGGUUACUUUAUAGGCUAUGAGUCUUUGACUAGUUCUUAAUCAUGUUCGUAAAUUUGGUGAAGCGGAUGCAACUGUAUAGUCAUUGACUACCACAAAACUUGGGAUUGGUUCUUACUUAAAUUUAUACAAUACACUGUAUUUGUUUAUAACUGUAUUAUGAUAAGCCUAAAUAAACUGAAAUUGCAGAAUGUCAAUGUACAUCAUUGACAUCGCUGACAUUGCAUCAAUUACAAUGCAGAGAAGGCCAUCGCAGCGAUACACAACUUAUUGCAAAAUGAGGCCUAAAUAAAUGAAUGUAUGAAUUUCAUAUAUAUUUAAACUGUGGGAUGAAGAAGUAGAUGCAAAGUAGUUAGAUCUUCACAGUUGCAGUGCAAAAAUGCAAUUUAUGCAGUUGUGAAAAGGAAGCUUGAAAACAUCUAGCAGGAUUUGAACCCUGACCUCUUCAAUACUGUCUCAGCACCCAAGUCCAACUGAGCCAGCAAACCAACAGAAAUGCCAGUUCGUUUGUACAUAACAGGACUUAAUUCACCUGUGCUGUGUUAACACAAGUUUGAAAAAGUAAAUAAAGCAAAUAGAAUGGAUAAAAUUUAGAUUUACCCUGUAACCUUCAAAAUGUAAUUGAAACAGUACAGGUGUUGAGAAUGCCAUAUGAGGAACAGCACUUUAAAUAAAUAUUUUCAUCUUUUCACAGGUUUUAGGCAUUUUCAUGUUUGCAUCAGGUAUUGCAGUCCUUGUUAAUCAGAAAGACCAUGCUGCUCUUUCCUCUGUGCCAUUUCAAUCAGCAGCUGUUGUCAUUCUUAUUGCUGGAAUUUUGAGUAUUAUUGCUGGAAGUGUUGAAGUCAUUGCAAUGAAAUGUAGAGAAUGCCCACCAACAGAAGCGAAGAAAUAUUUAUUAAUAGUAAGUAACUGGGAAGCAUCUUGUUUCUUUGUGAAGUUGAGGAUAAGCAUUCCAUCCCAAAUUGUGAACAAUAUCUAAAUAGAAAUUUUUGUUUUCAUAGUAGUACAGUUGAACUGCCAUGUGCUACCUCCUCUUAUUAGGAUACUCCUUUUGUAAGCAAGUUCGGUUCCAAAGAAGGCAAAUUUUACUAGUCAAUCACUAUUGUUGGAACCACUUAUAAAUGACCACCUCUAGUAAGCAACUGUAGCCACUUUUAGGGAGUGAGGUUUCCAUUGCCUGUUCCGAAGCCUUAGUUAGCCAGGACGUGCAAAAAAUAAUGUUCUCAGGAGAGAGCAUCUGACUGCAUUGACAUAAAUAAUUGGCAUUUCAAUGGUUUGUCACCUCCUAGACUAGGAACAGUCUCAUUUUUUUGUAGUCCCUUGAGCGAAACGUGCGAGAAGAAAAAAAAGCUUGCGUGCGUGUGCACCCUCCUUACUAAAUCAGAAGAAAAAGAGAGACUUCUUGCAGGCUAGUCGCCCUCCAAUCAAAGAUAACUUGUAAAGAAUCACCAAACAAAAUUAUUUAAUGCUAACUGUUUUUUAAAGAAAUUCUAUUUGUUGAUACAGCUGAAGUUCUAUCUUGACUACAUGGAGAAUGGCUUUUUCAUUGAUUUUAAGUCGUACCCCUGUACACACUCCUCCAUGGCCAUCUUAUGUUUCUUGUAAAGGCACAUUCUGGGUUAGGGUUAGGGUGAAGUUUAAAGUGGCCGAUUUGACUAUGGUUGACCUAACAGAUUGGAAUGCAAGUCUAGUGUCCAUUUUCAACAGAAUUUAACUGACAUUUACAUGAUUGUACUUCUUAUUGGCAUUAUCAUCCCAGUUAACGGCUUGCCCCUUAUUGGAAGUGUUUGUCACUUUUUGAAGUUACAGAGAUAAGGCAAUUUGAAAAUCAGUAAUCUACCAAGAGCUUUGAAAGUAGUAAUACUGUUUUACAUGUACUAGAAAAUUUCUGUGAAUGAUUUGAAUUGAAAAAGUUAUUGUACCUUUAUCUGUAUUGUAUAAAAUUUUCUUUUUUCCUACAGUUUUUGAUUGUUCUUUUACUUUCUGCCUUGCUUGCCUUUGUGGCUGCAAUUAUGGCUUUUGUUUAUACUGGACAGGUAUGUCUUUAUCCUUUUUUUAAAAAAAAUUGUUAUUUUAUGCAUUGUUUGUCCUGUCAAGGCACAAGACAAUGUUUUUGCUGCAUACCACAAAUUUACAAUUUUUUUUAUUUUGCAUUAUUGUCAUUAAUGCUGUUGAAUUAUUUGCACUCUCUGUUAGUUGCUCCCUAUCUAUUUCUUGAUACACUGGAGCAAGAGAGAAUGCCCAGGACUGCAAGCUUGUCGCCUGUCUUACAACAGGGUUGUUUGAGCCAGUGAAAAGUUAAAAUUUUGGAAGUAGAGUUAUAAAAACUGCAGCUGUCUCUUUUUUUAGGUGGAAAAUACAAUGGAGGAUGACUUAACAGUUCACCUAAAGCAGUAUGGUGUGACAGGUCAUUAUGGAUCCCUUGUGAGUGUAAACAGAGUACAAUCAAAGGUGCGAAGAAUUACCAUUGUAGUGAUAGACGUCUUUAAUCAGUCCAUUCCAAAGGCACUUCCUAUUAAACACUCCUCCCCUCACUAUAUAUAGCUAAUACACACUGUUCUCAACAUAGAACCAAUGUUGUGGAGUCAUCAACUACGCUGAUUGGCGGAAUACUACAUAUGGUGGUCAUAGAUAUGACAAAGUACCAGACAGUUGUUGUACUGAUCAGGUGCAUGCCUGUGGAUUUGAAUUUGAACUUAGCAAGAUUAAUCGCAGGGUAAGUUCGCUUGGUCAAUAGGGUGAGUAUUUGGCCUUUUGCAUGAGAAUAAGUAUGAUAGGAACUCGUCCGCCUGUUUAGUCAUAAUUAUAAAGUAAAAAAUAUACAUAAUACUUCAUGGAAGGUGCUUGAGCACGGCAUUUAACGCACGAAUUGUUGAUGUGUCAGAAAUCGAAUGAGGGUUUCCAUUUGACUUCCCACAUUGCAUUAUUCUCAACCUGUUUGUCACCUUUUAUCCUUCAACAGGGUUGUCUCAAAUUGGUAAGGCGUUCCGCUUCCAGUCAUCUUAAAUUAGUUGGCGUAGGAGGAAUACUCGUGGCUAUAAUCCAGGUUUGUUGUUUUUAAUCAUAUGUUGAUGUAUUUACUUUUUAUUUUUCGCGUGCAUCAUUCCUUUCUGGUUGGAUUUAAUAAUGUUAUGCUUUUUUCCUGCAGUUUGGAUUGGCUGCCGCUGUUCAAUAUAUAAGGAGGAAAAAGUUGGGCUAAGACAACUUAAGAUACACCAUUUCUGUUUACAGGUAUGGGUAAUUUACCCAUACCUUCAGUAGAAAGACCGUCCUUUACCCACGAGAAUUAGGGCUUGGCUACCGGGAGAACGAUGAUGUCAUAACCACUUCUAGUCGCAUGUUGUAUAAGUUUCUACCGGUUGCAAAAAAUGUUCGCUCACUCGCCGACAAGUGGCUCUCUUCUCCCUUCCCAUCACCCCCUGCUUCCGCCGUGCGCGGUACGCGCGAAGAUGACUGGGGACAAGUCAGGCGCACCCGUACCUGUAGGCAAAAAAAGUGUAUCUUCAAUUAGUGUCCUUAUGACGCACAGCCAGCCACCCAUGGUGGGUGACAACAAGGUGCUGUAAUUUCUUCUCGCUUGAGAAUAUCACUAUAUUCUGCUUAUAUUUUCAAUGACGGUUUUCGUGUUUUAAUGAUGAGGGAAGUGCAAAAUAUAGGUUUAAGUUGCACUAAGGAUCGAUAGUAGUUGUCAUUGCCGCGUUUUGAAGAUUAAGUAAAAAAGGUGACCACGCACGAGGAAAAGAGCAUGAUCAAGACUUUUAAGCAUGUACAAGUAAUAACUGUUUCACUACAACUUGAGUAACUUGGAUAGUUAUCUGCUUAAUAGGAUUCACAUGAAUUUCAUGUUUCGAAAAUUCGCUAGAGUAAACAAGAAUUAACACUUAAUGACUGGUCCCGAGGAAAACAGUUAAUUUUGUUUCCCGAGAAUCUCAAUGUUAAGUUUGUUAUAUAGCUGGACGUUUUGAAACUGGAAAUUAUUGAACUUCGUUGUAGCGGCGGUCGUUGGUCAAUAUUCGCGGGUAACAUUGCACUGUUACCCUCUGACGUCAUAGAUUUUGUUUUGUUGCCCGCUUAGAGAUUUUGGCGCGAAACAG
Messenger RNA from Porites evermanni, 7324 nucleotides. The record is from the annotation of a GenBank genome assembly. NCBI's taxonomy places the organism in Eukaryota, Metazoa, Cnidaria, Anthozoa, Scleractinia, Poritidae.